AUGGACACAUGGGCCGAGCUCAUCGAAAAAAGAAAGGUUAUCUUCGCGACACAAGAGAUGAACGAGAUGCAGCGUACCGAGCUCGACACAGAACACUCAAUAGCUACAAGAGCUGUGUCCCACCUGCCGAUACUCCAAGGGCUGGUUUACGAAUCGUUGAAAAAAAACACGCCCUUCUAUCAUCCUCUUAUGGCCAAUAUGUUCCGACAGGUGGAGGAGUGUCGUAGGAGGUUGAUCCUGGCUGGUUUUAUUUACGAAGAACCCAUCCCGCCUUGGUCCCAGCCGGUCGUCGAAGGCGACGUCCCUGAUACGAGCCAGCCUGCAAAUGAGCCCCCACUCUUUCCACCCCGUUCACCCAGCACGUCGCGCCCAAAUACCCCAGAGGUCGUUGAAGACAUAUGGGAUGAUUAUAAUGGCUACGAUUCCGGUGAUGAGGAAAUCGUACAUGAAGGCGAUCUCGAGGAUAAUCUUCCCAGCAACGAGGAGUUAGGGAUACGGUAA
This is a messenger RNA of Neurospora tetrasperma FGSC 2508, 501 nucleotides long. RefSeq lists its product as uncharacterized. Lineage: Eukaryota; Fungi; Ascomycota; Sordariomycetes; Sordariales; Sordariaceae. The record is from RefSeq and is a predicted model, not a curated record. The transcript has a single exon. The coding region runs from base 1 to 501 and encodes 166 amino acids.